AUGGUAUCGUGCCUGAUCGAUACAGCGGAACUCAGGCGGGCAGCCAUUCCGAAGACACAGCUCGUCGUGUCCAUCUCCUUCCCCGCCAAAGCGGUUCCGCCGCAACCCGCGGACCAGACGUCCGAUGUUCCGCGGCCAUCUGCGGACCAGACGCCCGAUGUACAGCGUACGAUCAGCAUCCUCAAAUACGCGAAACAGUGGGCCAUCGCCGGAGCGCCAGACUCUGACGACGAGGAGUGGAAGGAGAUGGCGGACCUGCAGCUAGAGGCGAGGGCGUGGGGUGACAUGCCCCGUCGUGCGGGGUUAAAUCUUAUUUCGGUACACCUCAGACGAUCUCGUGGCUACUCGCAGACACAAACCCCAUCGACAUCCCUCCUGUCUAUACGAUCCAUCACAUCCUACUCGCAAUCAGCGUACGAGACGGAGCACGGCGCUAUCUGCAGGAGAGAAGCAUCUAGCGGGCGGAGAACCAAAGUGGGGGGAAGUGGGGAAGAGGGCGAGGAUGCGGGCUGGAAUUCGGACACUAGUCCCUGCACUAUUGAACGCGAAUCUCGCGAAGACAACCGCACGGACCAGAUCCAGACGAGCUCUGUCAAAGCGCAGCGAGAAAGCUCGCUUCCGUCGUCCAUACAUCCUCCUCCACCAGUAUCGCAUUAUGGACCGCCUGCCCCUUCACCUCCUCUCCAGCGUUCUCAAGCCUUCUACCUCGCCGCCAUCCCCACCCUCUACCACUCCCCUCGUAUCAGCGAAAGGCUCGAUUCCUUCUUCCUCCACUCCGGCACCAUCGAGCGCGAAGCACGCGAUCAGCUCUCCAGCGCUGAGCUUAUCCGGGCCGGUCACACCAAGCUCGCCGCACUCCGCCAUGUGCGUAGUCUGUACAUCAGACCCUCUCAACAGCUCGUCGCACCGAUAGAGGGCCGGACGGAAGAUGAGAAGGCGACCGACCUUGAGGAGCUGCGAGUAGGACUCGAACGUGCCGUUCAAAGUCUACUCGAUCUCGAGGUCGGAGCUUUCCCCAAUUUGCGGAACGUAUACACCGGCAGCUCCACAUUCGACAUCAUCGCGGGCCUUCCCUCACCGUUGCCGCCUCGGGACACUCUGAUCAUGAGCAGUCUAGGCGUCGGCCUUCUCGUCGCAGCACGCGAUACGCUUCAAAGCUGGUGCUGGCGCUCGGGCUUCUCGGAUGGCUUCUCGCCUUGUGGUGCCGCAAUCCUUCAGCAUACUCGCACGUUAUACGAUGGGAGACCCAUCCCACCGUCUGCCUACACCUGGCUGGACGGCUGGGUUAUACCUGUCACGCAUAUACAUGCGGAGCUCGUUGAACCUAUAUUCAUCGUCCCCGGCGGCCUCAACUACAUUUACAUUCACGAUGACGCCAAUCGGAUGCUCGCUCUGAGUACGACCGGCGCCACCGCUACUUUGGCCAGCCAGGUCGACGAAUUAAUUGCGAGGCACAUAGCCGGCACAAUGCGCCUCAUCAUGAACCGCCUCGUCGAACCGGACAGGAGGCGGGCGGCUAUCGACCAAACGCGCCUCGUCGUUGCUUUCGACUUUCCAUUCGGCGAAAAGAGCGACGGCAAGGAACGGGAGGUAUCGUCGUUGUUGGCACGGUCACUGGCGAUCGUCAAAGACGUCAAAGCAAUGGCGAUUGCGGGCAGGGCAGGGCAGUCGGAAAUGAAGGAGAUGGAGAACUUGCAGAUCGAGGCGAGGGUAUGGGGCGAUAUGCCUGCAUGCGAGAUCGGGUUCUGA
Molecule: messenger RNA, 1749 nt
Organism: Dioszegia hungarica
Lineage: Eukaryota; Fungi; Basidiomycota; Tremellomycetes; Tremellales; Bulleribasidiaceae
Exons: 4
Coding region: 1-1749 (582 amino acids)
Source: RefSeq, a predicted model, not a curated record